AUGCCCAAACCAGGAAACCGCCCUAGGCUGAGAGACGAACUUGCUGAUAAGCGACUUAUCGACUUCACCCACGAGGAGCUCGUCGAAGCUGGCUUCGAAGGCGAUGACGUUCCCGAGUCUAUCGCGGCCGUGAUCCGUGCGAUCCGGGAAAUGCCCGACCUUCUGGGCUUCCUGACUGGGGAGAACGUCACAAUCCCGGGCCUUCAAGUUGCUGCCAAAUUGUCCACCCCGGCUCCCAUGUCCCCCACCUCCCCCACGACGAUCGACUCCGGUGACUGGUCGCAAGUCGCCGUCACCUCUGACAGUGCUCUCACCCCCGUCGGCGACGAACUCGUCUCGGAGUUCGAGCGGCGCAACUACUACGUCGGUCUCUGCCCAAACGAUGACGACGUUCCCGAGCUCUACUACCGUACCAGCCUUCAGAAGGCCCCCUUUCCGGCGCCUACCCCCGGGACCAAGUUCUUCAAAGUCGCCAACAAGGCGGCAAACGGGGCGUUCCAUGAGAUACUCACGAGGACUCUCUGGAACAACACCGUUGCUCCCAAUAUCAUCAAGGAGGUACUCGAACCCAGCGGUAUCAAGUACGCAUCGCUCAAGACCGUUCGUUUCUCUUCCUGCGACGAGGAGGGCAAGUCGACACUUGGGCCCCUUGUUAUCUGGAUCGGUACACAGGCCGGAACCACCUCUCCUGAACGCGCCCGUCAGGCCUCCCCCGCCAUCCUCAGUAUUCUCACGAGCCACGGAGUCACUGACGCGGAGGUCGAGUGGUACGGGAGCUGUGUCGACAAGCUGUGA
This is a messenger RNA of Peniophora sp. CBMAI 1063, 795 nucleotides long. Lineage: Eukaryota; Fungi; Basidiomycota; Agaricomycetes; Russulales; Peniophoraceae. The record is from the annotation of a GenBank genome assembly.